AUGCUGAAAACAUUUUCCUUUCUGUUGGUAUUUCGGAACAUUCACGAAUAACUCGUUGGAGAAAUGUUACCAAGGACGAGUUACUUCAGUUUAUAGGACUUAUUAUCCACACAGAAACAAUCAAGUGCAACGUUUUAAGGGACUAUUGGAAAACUCAUUGGCUUUUUGGGAUGAAAUGUUUUUCAAAAUAUAUGAGUCGCGAUCGCUCUUUUCUAAUUCUGAGAAGUUUGCAUUUUGCUAGAAAUCCAAGUGAAGAAGAAACAACGCCAGAAGAUCGUUUGUAUAAGAUUCGUCCCUUAUUGAACUAU
Messenger RNA from Leptinotarsa decemlineata (Colorado potato beetle), 308 nucleotides. Its product is annotated as piggyBac transposable element-derived protein 4. Lineage: Eukaryota; Metazoa; Arthropoda; Insecta; Coleoptera; Chrysomelidae. The record is from RefSeq and is a predicted model, not a curated record.